This is a messenger RNA of Umbelopsis ramanniana AG, 2177 nucleotides long. RefSeq lists its product as uncharacterized. The record is from RefSeq and is a predicted model, not a curated record. The transcript is spliced from 5 exons. Gene Ontology annotation, molecular function: oxidoreductase activity, acting on the CH-CH group of donors; flavin adenine dinucleotide binding. Bases 198 to 1730 code for a protein of 510 amino acids. NCBI's taxonomy places the organism in Eukaryota, Fungi, Mucoromycota, Umbelopsidomycetes, Umbelopsidales, Umbelopsidaceae.
UACUGAAUCGUGUUUGUCUUUCACAUGCAGUCGCACAGGCAAUAAAAGUGAUUGGACACCAGGUGCGGGGUAGUCACGUGCAGAGCAUUUCUGUAUGAAAAAAUCACAUGUAAAAUGGAAAUGUGCUUAGUGUAUGAUAAAAUAAGGCUGCUUCACAAUAUACAUUUCCCCUCAUUGCCUCCCCACUCACACCCAACAUGCCUGAACUUAAGUCUUUCACUAGAGAAGAAGUCAAGAAGCAUAACACUCCUGAGGACUGUUGGAUCAUCAUUGACUCCGAGGUCUUCAACAUGACCACAUUCGCUGACCUCCACCCUGGUGGUGCUGGUGUUAUUAUGGACCUUGCUGGUAAGGAUGCCACUGAAGAGUUUUACGGUUUGCAUAGACAAGAAGUCUUGUUCAAAUAUGCACCCAAGCUCAAGAUUGGUACCAUUGCCAAUGAGAAGCCUGUUAUUGAGAUGUAUACUCCUGGUACUAUCUCUAAGGUACCAUAUGGUGAGGCCAGUGCAUGGCAAGGACACAAGAGCCCUUAUUUUACCGAGUCUCACAUCAAGUUCAGGUCCGCUAUCCGUAAGAUUUACGAUGAAUUGCUUCCAGAAGCUCUCGUCAACGAAGAUCUCGGCAAGUCCCCUACCAUUGAAUUGAACAAGAAGCUUGGUGCUGCUGGUGUUUUGGCUGCUCAAAUUGGACCUGGUCCCUGGCUGCAAGGUCUUAAUCUCCCUGGCGGUGUCAAGCCUGAGGAGUUUGACUACUUCCACGAGAUGAUUGCUCAUGAGGAAACUGCUCGUCUUGGAACUCCAGGUUUUGCUGACGGUAUCACCGCUGGUCUUACCAUUGGACUUCCUCCCAUCUUCAACUUUGGUUCUCCCGCUUUGAAGAGCAAGAUCGUUCCCGAAGUCUUGUCUGGUGAAAAGCGCAUUUGCCUUGCCAUUACUGAGCCUUUCACUGGUUCCGAUGUCGCUGGUAUUCGUACCACUGCCAAAUUGUCUGCUGAUGGAAAGCAUUUCAUCGUCAACGGAACCAAGAAGUGGAUUACCAACUCUGUCUUCUGCGACUAUUUCUGUGUGGCUGUUCGCACUGCCAAGGGUAUUUCCAUGCUUUUGGUUGAGAAGUCUGAUGGCUUGGAGGUCAAGCCCAUCAAGACCUCUUAUUCCAUUGCUGCUGGUACUGGUUACAUCACCUUUGAAGAUGUUAAGGUCCCAGUUGAAAACCUUUUGGGCAAGGAAGGAAAGGGUUUCCAAGUCAUCAUGGCCAAUUUCAAUCACGAGAGAUGGGCCAUUAUUUGCGGUAUCGUUGCUGGAUCCCGUCAUGUCCUUGAAGAAACCUUCAAGUGGACCAACCAACGUGUCGUCUUUGGCAAGAAGCUCAGCGCACAGCCUGUUGUUCGCAGCAAGCUUGCUAAUAUGAUCGCCCAAAUUGAGAGUGUUCAAAACUGGUUGGAGAACAUUACUUACCAGAUGGUCAACAUGUCAUAUGCUGAGCAAACCGUUAAGCUUGCCGGUCCCAUUGCUUUGCUCAAGUACCAAUCUACUCGUGUAGCACACAACAUUUCUGAUGAAGCUACCCAAAUCUUUGGUGGUCGUGGUAUCACCAAGACUGGUAUGGGUCGUGUUAUCGAAACCUUCCAACGUACAUACAAAUUUGCCGCUAUUCUUGGUGGAUCUGAAGAAAUUAUGCAAGAUCUUGGUGUCCGUCAGGCUCUUCGUACCUUCCCUGAUGCUCGUUUGUAAUCAUUUGUAUUUAAAUAGUAGUACCCCCCAAGACUUCAUGGUUUAGACAGUUUGUUGCUGUUAAUUUGAUUGUUGGUCAAUGUCUUGAGCAUGAUCUCAUAGGAUACCUUGCGUAAACUUGCUAGUCAAUAAAUUGAAAAACAAUCAAUACAUCGCUUGUCUUCUUCCAUAAAAACUACUGCAUAUCUUUAUUUAUCAGGAAAAUUAGAGCACGACAGCAUCGUCCAUCUUUUGCUCAUACAGAAAAGCCUUGGUCUGAUUUAGAAGAAAUAUGGUAUACAUGGGAUCUAAUCUCUUUGCAUUGCUGACAAGAUUUGCAGGAUGCGAAGGAACAGAUUGAUGAAAUCCAUAUACAAGCUGACAGAGGCCAAGAUAUAAUCCUCAGGUGAGUAACGGUUGAAAAUCAUAUAUGUAUCUAUGAAUCAAGAACGGGGUAAGUUAUCUUGU